Messenger RNA from Lotus japonicus, 1310 nucleotides. RefSeq names its product peroxidase RIP1-like. Gene Ontology annotation, molecular function: peroxidase activity; heme binding. The record is from RefSeq and is a predicted model, not a curated record. Gene Ontology annotation, biological process: response to oxidative stress; hydrogen peroxide catabolic process. Lineage: Eukaryota; Viridiplantae; Streptophyta; Magnoliopsida; Fabales; Fabaceae. The coding region runs from base 51 to 1022 and encodes 323 amino acids. The transcript is spliced from 3 exons.
GCUUUGUUGUAAACCCACAUAGCAACAUCUUAAGCACCACAGUACACAAGAUGGCUUCUUACCAUCUACAAUCAUUCAUUGUGCUUGUUAUGGUCACUUUGACAUUAGUGAUCCCUAGCAAAGCACAACUCUCUCCUAGCUUUUAUAAUAAAGUUUGCCCUCAAGCAUUGCCAGUCAUAAACUCCGUAGUUCGUCGAGCUAUUCUCCGUGAGCGACGCAUCGGAGCAUCUCUACUGCGCUUGCAUUUCCAUGAUUGCUUCGUUAAUGGCUGUGAUGGAUCAGUUCUGCUAGAUGACACCCGCAACUUCAUUGGUGAAAAGACAGCCUUUCCAAAUAACAACUCCAUCAGAGGAUUUGAUGUGGUUGAUGAAAUAAAAAAAGCAGUUGACAAAGCUUGCAAACGCCCUGUGGUUUCAUGUGCAGAUAUCUUAGCCAUAGCAGCUCGUGAUUCUGUAGCCAUUUUGGGAGGUCCAAGCCUUGUGUACAAAGUGUUGUUAGGCAGAAGAGAUGCAAGGACUGCAAGCAGAGCAGCUGCAAAUUCCAACCUUCCCCCUCCAACAUUCAGCCUCUCACAGCUAACUUCCAAUUUCAAAUCUCAUGGAUUGAACGUGAGAGACCUUGUAGCCCUCUCCGGCGGCCACACCAUCGGCUUCGCUAGGUGCACCACCUUUAGGAACAGGGCUUAUAAUGAAACCAACAUAGACUCCAACUUUGCAGCGUCUUUGCGGAAGCAAUGCCCUCGAAGGGGUGGAGAUAACAACUUAGCAACACUUGAUGCCACCACCGCGAGAGUCGACACUCGGUACUACUCAGCUUUGCUGCAAAAGAAGGGUCUCCUACACAGUGAUCAAGAGCUUUUCAAGGGACAAGGGAGUGAAAGUGACAAAUUGGUGAAGUUGUAUAGUAGAAGCUCGUUGGCUUUUGCUAGAGACUUCAAAGCUUCCAUGAUUAAGAUGGGUAACUUGAAGCUUCUUACAGGAAGACAGGGAGAGGUCCGACGCAAUUGCCGAAAGAUCAAUUAAUAACAUAUUUGGAUCGACUUAUUUAUUUUUAAAAUAAAUUCGGGCACCUGAAAGCUACUCACAGUACGUAGUUUCACGCCAAAAUUGAUUUUGAAUUUAAAUCAAAUAACAAGAAUUGCAUAUUACAGGUUGUUGGAAACUGUAUAUAUGCCAAUUCAUGCUGUCAAUUUAAUUACUACCGGCGUGAAUGUGUAUAAGUGUAUUGUUUAAGAUCUAUGCUCAAAUCAUAAGGAACUAUCAAAAUAUUAUUGUUUGUGCUAUCUUGUCAAAGGAAUCGUUUGUUUUCAA